Molecule: messenger RNA, 180 nt
Organism: Penicillium canariense
Lineage: Eukaryota; Fungi; Ascomycota; Eurotiomycetes; Eurotiales; Aspergillaceae
Exons: 1
Coding region: 1-180 (59 amino acids)
Source: RefSeq, a predicted model, not a curated record
AUGCGAAGGAAGGAGGAGAGCGAGUGCACGAAGUACCGGCGGGAUGAGGGGAUUGUUGGAUCGGGGAUCGGGGAUCUGGUCUCCCUGUUCUUCGAUAGAUCCAUUUCCGAGUGCGAGGUCUGCGAGGAACAAACAGGAACGGAGCUGUCAGCUGUCAUCAAAGACCUCCUGGCCCGCUAG